Triticum turgidum subsp. durum (durum wheat) is the source of this 393-nucleotide messenger RNA. The record is from the annotation of a GenBank genome assembly. Lineage: Eukaryota; Viridiplantae; Streptophyta; Magnoliopsida; Poales; Poaceae.
AUGGAGAGAAGCGUCGCCCACAUCAUGUUGGUGCUUUCACUCGGGGCGGCCCUCGUCGUCGCCGGCCGCCCCGCCGGUGCCUCCGACGAGGUGGCCGCCAUUCGCCUCUCGAGCGACGGCCAAGGUCUUGGCGCUGAUGCAACAGCACUUGGGGCGCCCAUGAAGAAGGUCCUGGAGGAGGAUGAGAGGCCGUGGGCAUGCUGCGACGACACCCACUGCCUGAGGGUGCUCCCGAGGGCCUGCCUCUGCCGCGACACGGUGGCGCAGUGCGCCAGCGCGUGCCAGCACUGCGACCAGGUCGGCCCUGGCCGCUACGUUUGCCUGGAUAUACACGAAGGUUGGCCCGGCCCAAAGUGCACGCACCAAGUGGACGUCGCCGGCGCCGGUAACUAG